AGUGCAGUGACUUAUGAGGACGUGCAUGUGUACUUCAGUGAGGAAGAGUGGGCUUUGCUGGAUCCUUCUCAGAAGAAGCUCUACAAAGAUGUCAUGCUGGAGACCUACAGGAACCUCAGUGCUUUAGGCAUGAAAGAAGUCAGAGUGCAGAGAAACCCUCUGAAUAUACACAGUGUGGUAAAGCCAUUGCUCUACAUGCUCACAGUUCUGCUCAAAGGCAUGAAAGUUUUCAUACAGAAAAGACACCUCAUGAAGUUAUUCAGUGUGUCGAAGCCUUUGCACCUUACAUAAGUCUCCAAAUAAGUAAAAGAACACAAAUUGCACAGAAACCCUAUGAAUGUAAUCAAUGUGGUAAAGCUUUUGCAAAAGACAGUCAUCUUAAAAGUCAUGAAAGAAUUCAUACUGGGGAGAAAUCCUACAAAUGUGAUGAAUGUUAUAAAUUGUUUUCACGAAAAUAUGGUCUCAAGAAACAUAAAAAUGUGUAAAGAACAUGGAGAGAAACCUUAUGAAUGUGAUCAUAGUAUUAAUUGUCAUGAACAUAUUUAUUUUGCUAAGAAACCUGAAUAUAAGCAAUGUGGUAAAGCCUAUGCCCAGCAUGGUUAUCUAAUGCAGCAAGAGCAC
Molecule: messenger RNA, 621 nt
Organism: Grammomys surdaster
Lineage: Eukaryota; Metazoa; Chordata; Mammalia; Rodentia; Muridae
Product: zinc finger protein 431-like
Exons: 3
Biological process (GO): regulation of DNA-templated transcription
Source: RefSeq, a predicted model, not a curated record